AUGUCGCGCGCAGGCUAUGCCGACUUCUUCCCCGCUGCCCCCUCGGUUUUGGCUGAGAAGAAGGCUCAGGCUGAACGGGAAAGAUCCCGCCAGAGAUCUCAUCGGGACUAUGAUCGGGACACCUCUAACGGCGCACUAUCUUCAAAUUCCCUGACCAAUACUACUUCAAAUUCAACAAACUUUUCCACCAUUACCUCAACCCAGACAGUAACGAAGACAGCUCUGCCGAGUCAUUUACUCCAAAGCAAUAAUCGCUCUUCCGCGAUCACGACACAAUCGCUCCCUGUGCUUCCUGCCCCAAAACAUAGUCUGCCACCGCGACCACAGGUAUCUCUUGUACAAUCAUACGCCUCCAAAGAGCCUCCUCCAUUACCGCCACCCCCCCCUGCACUCCCGACACCCAAAGGGACACCCCCCGCGAUUCCCGCGAUCAAGCAGGAUCCAACCAAGAGAAACUGGAGGCUCAAGUAUGAUCCAGCCCUUGAAGAGAAAGGUGUUCCGAAGAAGAGCAAAGAUACAAUAGUACGGUUCGACGGUGAAGGGGUCUCCGGUCCCAUCACAGACCCCCGACUAGCCAUUCCGGAUUACACAAAGGGUCCAAAGUUAGGCAAGAAGCGACUUCGUACAGGUCUCUACCGGACAUGGUGGAAGUGGGACGAGAAUUACAUCGGACCAGGUCCUCCGUCGCAAAUUUUAAUCUCGGGAUUGUCGGCGCUUACCACGGAGAAUGAAAUCUCGAUGCAUUUCCGGGCAUAUGGUGAAAUUUCGAAAAUUGCGGUCAAGGUUGAUCCGGCAACGGGUGGUUCGCUGGGGAUAUGUUCUAUUCUUUAUCGCGAUAAUGUUAGGACCAAGUCCCCGGCUCAUGAAGGUGCUAAAAAAGCGGUGGUCGGCGGUAAUGGAACAACGAUUGGAUUGCAAAAGAUUAGAGUGGAAUUGGAUAGGGAUGGUCUAAAAUUACAGAAACUAGCAGGAAGAAUUGUGGAAGAAAAUAGACGGAAAGAGCAAGAAGCUGCAAAGAAUCGACCAAAGCCACCGCCUAUGCCUAGGGAAGAUCACAUACGACCGUCAUACCGUGCGGAAUCCCCAUCGAGGGGUCGAGGUGCCUCGCCCAUUCGGAAAGAAAGUAGAGCUCUGGACCGAGACCGAGACCGCGACCGAGACCGGGAUCGGGAACGAGAUUCACGACUAGCAGAAACACAGAAAGAGAACUAUAGGGCAUUGGAUCAUGUUGGGCGAUGGCCUUAUAUCUUCAUUACCGCACGAUGUAUUCCCGGGGAUCAGCGAUAUGUGCGACAUCUGGAGGGCCGCCUAAAGAAUUUUGGAUUAAAAACCGUGCUCUGUGAUAGGACGGGAUUCUAUGUUGUCUUUUGGGAAAAAAGAGAUAUGGAAAAGUGUUUUCGGGUAUGCGAUGGGGACAGAUUGUUCUCCUACAAAAUGCUCAUGGAAAUGCAUCCUGGGGGAACUCGAACCCCUUCGCCUGUUCGCAACCCCCCCAAAAUAGUCGAGGUGAAAGUCGAUUAUUUGGCUGAGACUACUGAUGCUUUGAUGAAAGAGAUGAAAACUGCGCUCAUGAACGAUUUCAAAAAGAGAAUUGUCGCACCGACAAUCUACGACUCUCUGGAAUCAAGUAAGCUCCAUAAAAGACGUAGGGUUGAAGAGGCGGAAUCGAAAAUCUCCGCUGCAACAAAUGAAGUAGUUCCCCCAGGUAAUGCUUCGCGGGCGGUCAAUGAUUUUGCUACGCCGAUUCAAUCUAUAUUGUCUUCAAACUCAAUUGCCAAGACUUCCAUCAAAUCUAUGUCUACAAAUCCGGUAAAGGUCGCACUCCCGCGAUUCAAGAAGAGAGUCCUACCAAAGAAGGAGGAGGAGCGCCCAAAGACAAAUGGUUUUAAAAAGCCUACAAAAGCGGAUGCCCGUCCACUUGCGCAUCGUCUUAACCAAUAUGAUUCAGAAGGUGGCUCAGACGACGAGUCGACAGCCACAGGGGAUAGACCCAUAUCGCGUGGGUUGUCGACGGACAUCGGAGAUGAUGACUCUACGAGCAAUUCACCACUGGUAGAUCAUAUUGGGAAUCUAAAGAGAAAAAGAGGAAGUGUUGGGCCCACAUCAAAGCUGCGGGAUACUGCUGUAUCGUCAGAUGAAGAGGAGCCUACACCAGAGGAAGAGCGCAUGGAAACUAAGGACCAGAUUAUGUCUAAGAAACCUCGUCUAUCUGACAAUGAGAGGAGUCCGAUGGUUAGUGAAAGUGCUGAGGACGAUGCAGAAGGUGCUCCAUCAAAAUCCGCCAAGUCCAAUGAGAAUAAGAAGAGGAAAUGUGAUAUUGAUUUUACAUCAAGCGAGAGCGAAGGUGAAGAUGAGGGUAUCGUGGCGAAACCGGUGGAGCGCAACAGGAAAAGGAAGCAAGGACCACCUCCCUCUCGGAGACCUCCAGUUGAUGAUGAAGAUGAGAUUGUCAAUGUGACAGAUGACUAUGAUGAUAUUAAUGACUCAAUAGCUAUAAAGACAGCACUGAAAACAGGGAAGGAGCUAGGGGUAUCUGGGACUAAAUCCAAAACUGAUACUGUACCAGUUGAGGUUCCGGAGGCUCUACAAGUUGCCAGGCAACUCGCAGUGGAAGAUGAGGAUACAGAUGAAGAUGUGCCGAAGGAGGUGGUGGAUGUCUCUUGGGGGGUUUCGACUGCUGAAGGCCCCAUUCCGGCUGUGGAGGACGAUGAAGAUAUGGUGUUGGAUCUUGACGGCUGGCAGACUUUGGUGAAAGAUGAAGAGGACUUCAAAUUCCUAAAAAUUGCACUUGCCGAAGAGGAUGUCGAGCCGGCAGAUCUCGGCAACGUCGCUGCAUGGGCGUUCAAACAAAAGGAAAUGAAGGCGGCGAAUAGGGAGGGUAUGAGGGGAGCUACACGAGUUCAGGAAAGAAUUGAUGGGUUUUAUCGCCCCAAUCCAACCGGGUGUGCUCGCACAGAGGGAUGGCGCAAGAUCCCUGAAAGGGAAAAAUCAAUGUAUCUUCCCCACCGUCUGCAAGUCGCCGCCAAGCGUGCAGCAAUGAACCAGCCACCUUCUCCAUCUGCACCCACUACAAUCACCAAGGCGGCGGGCUCCACAUCCCGAUCCAAUCGUGUCAAUAAUCGUCGUCUCGUUGCAAAUCUUCAGAACCAGAAGCAAAUAUUCUCAUCCGAUGCGGACGUGAUGCGUUUCAACCAGCUCAAGAAGCGGAAGAAGCCUGUCAGGUUCGCAAGGUCGGCUAUUCAUAACUGGGGCUUGUACGCCAUGGAGAAUAUCGCAGCGAAUGACAUGAUCAUUGAAUAUGUUGGUGAGAUCGUCAGACAGCAGGUGGCAGACAUGAGAGAAAUAAAAUAUCUUAAGAGUGGGAUUGGAUCAUCUUACCUAUUCAGAAUCGACGAGAAUACAGUCAUUGAUGCCACAAAGAGGGGUGGUAUUGCAAGGUUUAUUAACCACAGUUGUACCCCGAAUUGUACGGCAAAGAUUAUUAAGGUGGAGGGGAGCAAGAGAAUCGUUAUUUAUGCGUUGAGGGACAUCAAAGAGAACGAGGAAUUGACAUAUGAUUAUAAGUUCGAGAGGGAAUUAGGAAGUGAUGAUAGGAUACCAUGUUUGUGUGGUUCGAGCGGUUGCAAGGGUUUCCUCAACUAA
Messenger RNA from Morchella importuna, 3642 nucleotides. RefSeq lists its product as uncharacterized. The record is from RefSeq and is a predicted model, not a curated record. Bases 1 to 3642 code for a protein of 1213 amino acids. Gene Ontology annotation, cellular component: Set1C/COMPASS complex. Gene Ontology annotation, molecular function: RNA binding; protein binding; histone H3K4 methyltransferase activity. The transcript is spliced from 4 exons. Lineage: Eukaryota; Fungi; Ascomycota; Pezizomycetes; Pezizales; Morchellaceae.